UUGGAUGCAAAGGUCUUAGAGCAGGAGCCUAGUCACACAAGAGCUUGCGCCUUUAAGGCUUGCUUGUGAAUUGCUAGCUAUUUUCUGGAUCCGGGGUAGAGGGCGUUUUCCCUGGACAACAGGAAAGGCUGGAUGCUAAAAAGGGGAGAGAGAAGAAAUAUUAAUAAAUAAAUAAAAAGGAGAGAGAGGGAGCGUGGGGAAACAGCAACCUCUAGAGGGAUAGAUCUGGAGAGAGGUGGAUUACAAACAGACUAGGCUGGAAAGGAUAAGGAUCUUGCAGAAGGAUUCCAAGCGCAGAGAUCAGCUGCCACCUAACCAGCACCAUUCAGCAAUUAGAGAAAAGCCCCAGGUGCCCAAUUGAGAUCUCUCCUAAUGCUAUCGAAACAGUAAGCUCUGAAACAGAGGUCCUCACUCACCUCUCCACUCGACGGAAUAAAUGCCGUGUAUCGCCCACCCAGCCAGGGGCUUCUGGGAAGCUGCCAACUCCCAGUCGAGAGAGCAGAAUGUCGUGGUUUAGCGGCAUCCUGGUACCUAAAGUGGAUGAACGUAAGACAGCAUGGGGGGAACGCAACGGGAAGAAGAGCAAACGCAAGAACACUUCUCUGUGUGGCCCACGUUACAUGAGCUGCCUUCAGGACCCUGAAAUGGAUAGGAACAAUCGUAACAACUUCAGUGUCCGCUGCACUUGGCAGGAGGACCAUUAUGGCAAGAAGGGAGCCGGUGGGGAUCUUGGACUUAAAUCUGUUGCCCUGGGUUUUGAAGAUGGGGAGGUCAAAGGAUCUAAAAUGGGCUCAACAGAAGGCGUGGGCACAGAGGAGGGGGAGAGGCAGUUGACACCCAGGGAGUGUUGGGCAAGAUUUCUACAAGUGUUCCAGUCUAAGAAAUUCCAGUCUGCCAAACUGGAACGCCUGUACCAACGAUACUUCUUCCAGAUGAAUCAGAGUAGUCUGACUAUGUUAAUGGGGGCACUGGUGCUGGUCUGCCUUGUAAUGCUAAUCUUUCAUUGCACUCAUGGGAAGCCUAACAAGGUCUAUGUGUCUAUCCUUGCUGUGGCCAUGGCUCUCUUUUUGUCACUAAUGGUGGUCUGCAACCGCAACGGAUUUCACCAGGACUACAUGUGGAUUGUCAGCUACUUGGUGAUUGCGGUCCUCUUUGCAGUGCAGGUUCUCGGGGUGCUAAUGGUCACCCCACGCAGUGCCUCUGAAGGGAUUUGGUGGAGUGUCUUCUUUAUUUACAUUAUCUAUACUCUGCUCCCAGUACGUAUGAGGGCAGCUGUUUUGAGUGGAGUUGUGCUGUCUGUGUUGCACCUCAUCAUUUCGUGGUGGCUGAACCACUUAGACGAUUUCCUCUGGAAGCAGUUAAGCGCCAAUGUGCUGAUUUUCUUGUGUACGAAUAUAAUUGGUAUUUGCACCCACUACCCAGCAGAGGUGUCGCAGCGUCAGGCGUUCCAGGAAACACGAGGGUACAUCCAAGCCAGGCUUCACCUCCAGAGAGAGAACCAGCAACAGGAGCGCCUCCUGCUGUCUGUGUUACCGCGACAUGUUGCUAUGGAGAUGAAGGAAGACAUCAACACUAAGAAGGAAGACAUGAUGUUCCACAAAAUCUACAUUCAAAAACAUGACAAUGUCAGUAUUCUGUUUGCCGACAUUGAAGGGUUCACCAGUCUGGCAUCACAGUGUACAGCUCAGGAACUCGUUAUGACACUGAAUGAGCUCUUUGCACGCUUUGACAAGCUGGCCGCGGAGAACCACUGCCUGCGUAUAAAGAUCCUAGGGGACUGUUAUUACUGUGUAUCUGGGCUACCAGAAGCCCGAGCUGAUCAUGCGCAUUGCUGCGUGGAGAUGGGAGUGGACAUGAUAGAAGCCAUCUCGUUAGUGCGGGAGGUGACCGGUGUGAAUGUCAACAUGCGAGUGGGGAUACACAGCGGCCGAGUUCACUGUGGGGUCCUGGGCCUGCGCAAAUGGCAGUUUGACGUCUGGUCUAAUGACGUGACUUUGGCUAAUCACAUGGAGGCUGGAGGCAAAGCUGGGAGGAUACACAUCACAAGCGCAACUCUAAAGUAUCUGAAUGGUGACUAUGAGGUGGAACCUGGACACGGGGGUGAGAGGAACGCAUAUCUGAAAGAACAUAACAUCAAGACCUUCCUGGUCAUGGGAUGCAGUCAGAAGCGGAAAGAAGAAAAAGCAAUGCUGGCAAAGCUCCAGAGAGCACGCGCUAACUCCAGUGAGGGUCUUACACGUGUAUGGGUGCCUGAGAGAUCCUUUCCUCGCAACAAAGGCUCCAAGGCUUUUAGACAAAUGGGAAUUGAUGAAUCAAGCAAAGAUAACAGGAAUGCCCAGGAACCGCUGAAUCCCGAAGAUGAGGUUGAUGAGUUCCUGGCAAGAGCAAUCGAUGCUCGGAGUAUUGAUCAGUUACGAAAAGAUCAUGUCAAAAAAUUCCUCCUCACCUUCCAGACCCCAGACCUUGAGAAAAAGUAUUCUAAGAAAGUGGACGAUCGCUUUGGGGGUUACGUGGCCUGUACGCUUCUUGUUUUCUGCUUUAUUUGUUUUAUCCAGAUUGUGAUAUUUCCUCAUUCCCUUCUCAUGCUUGGGGUUUACACCAGCAUCUUCAUCAUUCUGGCAAAUAUUCUCUUUGUGUGUGCCGUGUACUCUUGUAUAAAGCUUUUCCCGUUAGUACUACAGAGUGUGUCUCGGAAAAUUGUCCAGUCUCGAAUAAACAGCACUUUAAUUGGGAUCUUCACCAUCCUGUUGGUAUUCAUAUCUGCCUUUAUUAAUAUGUUUGCGUGCAAUCACCAAAGUCUCACUGAAUGUGUAUAUCAAGAACUGAACAUAAGUUAUGGGUCUAUAAGUGCUUGUCAUCUUCAGAUCCUCAACAUCAGCCUAAAUAUGGAGGUGCCCCCGUGCGGCUCUGGUCAUCCUUCUUGCAAUUUUCCUGAGUACUUUAACUACAGCAUCCUCCUUAGCCUGCUGGCCUGCUCGGUCUUCCUACAGAUCAGCAGCAUUGGAAAACUGGCUCUCAUGUUGUCUAUUCAGAUUCUCUACAUCAUCAUCGUGGAGGCACCAGAAGUUGUUCUUUUUGACAAUUACGAUCUGCUAGUGACUGCUAAUGCAAUUUCCUCGUUGAAUCAAACUCUGGAUGGAGACGGCUGUGUGCCCAGUAGUAAGAUACCUCUGAAGUAUGUGACUCCUGUCAUCUUGACUGUGUUCGUUCUGGCUCUGUAUCUCCAUGCUCAGCAGGUGGAGUCCACAGCUCGACUGGACUUCCUAUGGAAACUGCAGGCAACAGGCGAGAAGGAGGACAUGGAAGAAUUGCAAGCUUACAAUAGGCGUUUAUUGCAUAACAUCCUUCCAAAAGAUGUGGCUGCCCAUUUUCUUGCCAGAGAGCAUAGAAACGAUGAAUUAUACUAUCAGUCGUGCGAGUGUGUGGCGGUUAUGUUUGCCUCCAUUAGCAAUUUCUCUGAGUUCUACGUUGAGUUAGAGGCCAACAACGAGGGUGUGGAGUGUCUGCGUCUGCUCAAUGAGAUUAUCGCUGACUUUGAUGAGAUUAUAAGUGAAGACAAAUUUCGGCAGCUAGAGAAGAUUAAGACUAUUGGAAGCACUUACAUGGCAGCCUCAGGCCUAAAUGACACAACUUAUGACAAAGAAGGAAAGUCACAUAUUACUGCACUUGCAGACUACGCCAUGAAGCUUAUGGAGCAAAUGAAAUAUAUAAAUGAACACUCCUUCAAUAACUUCCAGAUGAAGAUUGGUCUGAAUAUUGGGCCUGUGGUUGCUGGUGUAAUCGGAGCUCGUAAACCCCAAUAUGACAUUUGGGGAAACACUGUGAACGUAGCCAGUCGCAUGGACAGCACUGGGGUACCAGAUCGCAUACAGGUUACAACUGAUUUAUACCAGGUGCUUGCAGCCAAAGGUUACCAAAUGGAGUGCAGAGGAGUUGUUAAGGUCAAAGGAAAAGGAGAGAUGACCACCUAUUUCCUCAACGAUGGACCAGCCAGCAGUUAGCAGGAACCUCUGCAUCCAGGGGAGGAAGAUGCCUCAUCUUGACCCCGUGCAGAGUGACCAGAACAAUGAGACCUACCUACAUCCCCAGCAGCAAUGUGGGUGUUAGUGGGCUGGGGGGUGCAAAGCCCCUCACCUGUGAAACAGAGCUUGGCAGCGCACGUGUUUGGUGCCGUGCCCACUGACUGGGCUGCUCUGGUAAACAGAGUUCUGCCAUACCCAGGAAACAGACUCACCAGUACUAUGAGUGGCACAGAGAAGCAGUUUUCACCCUGGCACUUAUGAAAUGCUCACAGGCGGUACUUGCAAGUUAUUUAUUGUGAACAAGACGUUUCAUUAUCAUUUUGUUUCCUCUUUUUUUUUUUUAAAUUAUAGUUGGUUAAACAAAGCAAAAGAAUCAUUUUAAAAUAGACUUGUAUAAAAAAAAUGCAGCUUUCUCUGAGAACUGACCAAAGAGCAAGUAGACCGGUUCACAGAAGAGAGUGAGGCCUUGCCUUGUUUGUUUAUAUGCGCUGUAUGUCUUUCUCUUUUGGGCCGAAUGACAUUUCCAGUAGCAGGUGGUAAUCAGCUUUUCUCUGGAGAAUCCCAGCAGUCCUUGGAUUUAACUCCCCAUACACUAAGGACACUAAUCAUCUUCCAUGUUUUACACCCUUUUCUUAUACCUGGAUUAUGGAUCAUCAUGGACAUUUCUUCUGCCAGCUGGGACUCUUGGCCAUUUUAAUCCAGUGCACUUUCAGUUUCUCAUUAGUCUUUCAGCAGAUUCUCUGAGACCCCUUCCAUUCUGGGAGAGUUAAAUGGGGAACUACAUACUGAAAACAGACUAAAACAAUGUCUCUGCCUUUUAAA
Molecule: messenger RNA, 4844 nt
Organism: Bombina bombina (fire-bellied toad)
Lineage: Eukaryota; Metazoa; Chordata; Amphibia; Anura; Bombinatoridae
Gene: ADCY6
Product: adenylate cyclase 6
Exons: 23
Coding region: 504-4001 (1165 amino acids)
Biological process (GO): intracellular signal transduction; adenylate cyclase-activating G protein-coupled receptor signaling pathway; adenylate cyclase-inhibiting G protein-coupled receptor signaling pathway
Cellular component (GO): plasma membrane
Molecular function (GO): adenylate cyclase activity
Source: RefSeq, a predicted model, not a curated record